AUGACGAUCAAGCACAAUCAGCAGAUACAGCACAACCAUUUCCGCAAGGAUUGGCAACGUCGUGUGCGAACUCACUUCGACCAGCCUGGACGCAAAUCACGUCGUCGAAAUGCCCGUCUCGUGAAAGCCGCAGCUGUCGCGCCUCGCCCAGUCGACAAGCUCAAGCCUGUAGUGCGAUGCCCUUCGAUCAAGUACAACCGCCGCGUUAGAGCUGGACGUGGAUUUUCGCUGGCUGAAUUGAAGGAAGCCGGCAUCCCCCGCAAACUUGCCCCCACCAUCGGCAUCAGCGUCGACCCCCGUCGCGCCAACCUUUCCGUCGAAUCCCUCACCGCCAACGUCGCCCGCCUGAAGGCCUACCGCGAACGCCUAAUCCUGUUUCCCCGACGCUCCGGCCAGCACAAGAAACUCGAUAGCAGCAAAGAGGAAAUCGAGGCCUACGCCAAGGGCGAGAAAGAGAGCGCUCAUAAGGUGCACCAUAUUCUGCCAAUCAAGAACAUGGCCAAAGAGGACGCUAUUGGUGAGGUCAGUACGAGUGAUAUGCCAGAGGGAGAGGAGGCUGCAUAUAGGAAGUUGAGGGAUGCAAGGAGCGAGGCUAGAUUGGUGGGUGUGAGGGAGAAGAGGGCGAAGGCCAAGGCUGAGGAGUCAGCUGCUGCGAAGAAAUAG
Messenger RNA from Letharia columbiana, 663 nucleotides. RefSeq lists its product as uncharacterized. Gene Ontology annotation, biological process: translation. The record is from RefSeq and is a predicted model, not a curated record. The transcript has 5 exons. Gene Ontology annotation, cellular component: cytosolic large ribosomal subunit; ribosome. Gene Ontology annotation, molecular function: RNA binding; structural constituent of ribosome. Bases 1 to 663 code for a protein of 220 amino acids. NCBI's taxonomy places the organism in Eukaryota, Fungi, Ascomycota, Lecanoromycetes, Lecanorales, Parmeliaceae.